AAUGACUGGACAGCCUUAAAGCUGCGUUCAAGAGAGCAAGAACUGUUCGCAAACUCCAACGAUCAGAAGCUGCAAAUGAGAAAAACAGUCCUCACCAAUUUAUUUUUGCACAUUUCUUGGACAAGUUUAAGGAUUUGCACUGUAAAUCCUUGUACUAUGAAUUUAUUCGUUUGAAUAAUGUUCGCUAACAACUGAAAAACAAUCUUGAACGCGACUUAUAGCGACCAUUGACAACCAGGACGAUGGUGACCGUAGUCGAGCUGCUGAGUCUCCUGUUGGUGUCGGUGCUGUGGGGCUGCACCAAUCCUUUCCUAAAGAGAGGGACUGAGGGGAUAGAAAAUGUGACAAAAACCAGCAAAGUGGCACAGCUGCUGGCGGAGCUCAGGUUUCUCUUUCUUAACAUCAAGUACCUGGUCCCAUUUCUAUUAAACCAGAGUGGUUCAGUGGUCUACUAUUACACACUUUCAACCACAGAGUUAUCGUUUGCUGUUCCUGUAGCCAACUCCCUCACCCUUCUUUGCACUCUGCUGACUGGCAAGUUUCUAGGGGAAGAGAUUGGAGGCAAACAGGCUGUCGUAGGAAUGUUCCUCACCAUGGCUGGCAUCACUCUGUGUAUUAUAAGCUCCAUUGAUGAUACUGGCAGAGAUACUGGGAAUCAGAAUAUGACCCAACCCGUGUACUGAAGGAGAUCAGGAUUAAAGCCAUUUCCUCUGCGCCCUCAAAUAAAUCCUUCGCCGUAAAUGGAAAGAAGGGCGAUGAAGUUGGAGCAGGAUUGAAGAGGAUAAUUUAGAUUCAGAGAGCAGCUCCUGAGAGCAGCGAUGCUGAUGGGAGAAUUGUGUCUAAACUAACUCAAGCUUCAAAAGGCCUGUCCAGAAAACUCUCACACCAUGUUGAGGGGGGAAGCGGGUUCAUGGAGAGUUCACCACAGAGCUUGACUCGAUUUAUGACGCUCGCAUAGAAAAGCGGUGGUUGUUAACUUUUACUUUUAAACGCUCCGCUGCUCCUGCCAUGUGACUGGCAUCUGCAUAGAUGCUGCAGAGACCACAUAUAAAUAA
This is a messenger RNA of Oreochromis niloticus (Nile tilapia), 1055 nucleotides long. It is a transcript of the gene tmem234, whose product is annotated as transmembrane protein 234. The transcript is spliced from 5 exons. Lineage: Eukaryota; Metazoa; Chordata; Actinopteri; Cichliformes; Cichlidae. The record is from RefSeq and is a predicted model, not a curated record. Bases 243 to 683 code for a protein of 146 amino acids.